Aspergillus caelatus is the source of this 588-nucleotide messenger RNA. RefSeq lists its product as uncharacterized. The transcript is spliced from 4 exons. The record is from RefSeq and is a predicted model, not a curated record. Bases 1 to 588 code for a protein of 195 amino acids. NCBI's taxonomy places the organism in Eukaryota, Fungi, Ascomycota, Eurotiomycetes, Eurotiales, Aspergillaceae.
AUGCCUUGUAUUUAUUCCUGGAAACCAACGGAGCGCUUGGUCGUCGAACUAGUCGACGACUGGCAUUCAACUCCAAUAUCCCCUGUGACUAUCAGGCUCCACCAUGAGUAUGUGAAGACCUGCGAGUCUGGAAAAGCCUGGAAGAAAAAGCGCAAAGCUUUCCAGGGAGUUGGUCGCAGUGACUCAUCUGUGGUCAUCGAUAACAUUUUGCAGAGCCACCAUAGAAACUGGGAUUCCCUGGAUGACACUGGGAAAUCAGCACUACGGGCUAGGUUCCACGAAUGCAAAAGAUAUGGAAAGGGAUGGUCACUUCUGGCCGAUAGUUUAGGACGAAGUUCAAUAUUACUCUGCUCGCAAAAACUGGCCAACUUGAUUCAUAAUACCACCAUGACAUUGAAAACCCUUAACUUCAUGAUAGAUGAUAUCCAAUUUCGCCAGCCUGAUAUAAUGGGGAUCCUUGAAGUGGUGGAACAAUUAGCAGAUGAUCUGGUUCACAAUGGCCGGGUGUUGUGUGAUGUUAGUAGUGUCCUGACAAAGCUUCGGGAUAUCAGACAUUCGAUAGCUCCCUCGCACAGAGACUUCUUUUAG